UUCCACCAUCAAAACUACGACUUUGCCAUUGCCCUCUCCAAAACCCUCACCAUUUCACCUCUGUAUAAGCUCUUAGGGUUUUGCAAUGACGUCAUCAUCUAGGGUUUUCGGAAACUAUUGCCGAACUCUAAUGGCGGCUGCUAAGAGCUCCACUGAAGCUCCGGCCACCGCCGCUAAUGCUACUAGUGCGGCGGCGGGAAAAGGUCGUACUAGAGGGAUACUGAAGCCACUACCGAUUUCACCAGCACUAGGUAAAUUUGUUGGUGCUUCGGAGAUCUCACGUACUGAUGCUGUUAAGAAAGUUUGGGAUUACAUCAAAACCAAUAAUCUUCAGAAUCCGGCAAACAAGAAGGAGAUAAAUUGUGAUGCCAAGUUGAAGACGAUAUUUGCCGGCAAGGACAAGGUUGGAUUUCUAGAGAUUGCAAAGCUGCUAUCCAGUCAUUUUCAAAAGGCUUCUUAAUUUUGUCAAUUUGCAGUUCCUGUAAACAUUAGGUGCUUUUCUUGGUAGUGAACUUUGUACUUCAGUAGCUUCUCCUUUUGUAUCUCUUCACUCUGGUUGUGAGUUAUGGUGCAUAAUCUGAAAUUGGAAGCUUGCAGUAUUUUGAAAGUUGAAGCAAGAUGCAAAUCAUGCAAUUGUUCUAAAA
Molecule: messenger RNA, 644 nt
Organism: Capsicum annuum
Lineage: Eukaryota; Viridiplantae; Streptophyta; Magnoliopsida; Solanales; Solanaceae
Product: upstream activation factor subunit UAF30
Exons: 2
Coding region: 86-460 (124 amino acids)
Cellular component (GO): nucleus
Source: RefSeq, a predicted model, not a curated record